This is a messenger RNA of Leucoraja erinaceus (little skate), 2976 nucleotides long. RefSeq names its product family with sequence similarity 89 member A (gene fam89a). NCBI's taxonomy places the organism in Eukaryota, Metazoa, Chordata, Chondrichthyes, Rajiformes, Rajidae. The record is from RefSeq and is a predicted model, not a curated record. The transcript is spliced from 2 exons. The coding region runs from base 82 to 681 and encodes 199 amino acids.
UAGAGGGGCGGAGUGGUACGCGUGUGUGCGCAGGAUGUGAGAGCCGCCCAGUCCCUGGAGAGACGGCGGAGCAGAGCAGUGAUGGACCCUCCCUCACUCGCUCCUCACCAGCCGCAGCUGCGACGUGAAGCGGCGGUGUCCAUGGCGGGGAGGCAAGCGGACGGCGGCGGCUCGGUGCCCAACACGACGUGCCUGCAGGGUUUACCGCCGCUGCCCAAGAGCCUGAGCGGCCUGCUCAACUCGAGCGGCGGCUCCUGGCGAGAGGUGGAGCGUGUGUACGCCAAGCGCUGCAUGAUCCAGGAGGACCUGAGCCGGGCCCGCAGUGCGGGCAGCCGCCGCGCCCAGCAGCCCAGCAAGCCGGCCAACCUGGACGCCGCCCUGGCCCUGCUCCGCAAGGAAAUGGUUGGUCUGCGCCAGUUAGAUAUGUCGCUGCUGUGUCAGUUGUGGUCUCUUUAUGAAUCGAUUCAGGAAUAUAAAGGAACAUGCCAAGACCUAUCAGCUGCAGCAAAUUCGGAUUGUUCCUAUGGAUUGGAAAAUGGAUACUUCGAUGAAGAGGAAGAGUACUUCCAGGAAAGUGUGGAAAAUGGGAAAGCUGACAACUUGGAGACAAACCUUGCAGUGCCUAAAACUCUCAAUUCCCGUGACCAGUGGAUGCAGGAUUCUUUUCAUAUUACCAUAUAGAAGCUAUUCUGCAACUCUGACCUUCACACUAUUUCUACAGUAAUACUGUUGUAGUUUUUGAAAUCACUAAGAGUGAAGGUGAAUGUUAUCUGGGAAGAAUUGGUGGAAAGAAAGUAAAGUUUUAGUAACCAGAUUUCAUUAAGCUGAAUUACAAAGCAGUGUCAUUUGUAACAUUGUACACAUGUAAGGAUCUUUUGAUAGGAUUGGUACUUAAAUGUCUUCUAUUUGGAAGAAGCAAUUCGCUUUGAACCAAGUACUAUUUAUUUGUUUUGGUUGAUGCCAUAGCAGGGAUUUAAGUUUUGUGGUUGGGGCCAUGCACGCUAUUUCUAGUUGCUGAAGCACUAGUGUUGGGCUAUUGUCGCUUGGUUCAAUUUUUCAAACUGAAUAAAUGAGUUUGUAGGCAUAAACAAUAUAAAACACUGUGAUUACUAUAUUAAGGGCUGAGAACUUUCCAAAAAAACACCAAAUAAAAUUGCAGUCACAGAAGAAAUUAAAAAAAAAUCCUUCUAAUCGUGUUGUAUCAGACUCUGCCCCAUGUAGAUGCUUUGUGGUGAUGAUAAAAUGGAGUUAAUGUCAGACUGUUCUGCCUUUCCUAUUUGAAGAAAUGUACAGUUCUGGGCUAGGGUAAACUGGAACAUUUUUAAGCGUAAUAUAUUUGGAGUGUAUUUACAUAAACAUGUAGAACUGUAUUAAAUAGAGAAUUUAUCAUGCCGUUUAACUCUGCAUUAAUCCAGAAAAUUUGGUUUUACCUGGUCCAAUCUAAAACACAUAGAAAAAUACCAAUUGCAGUGUGUAAGCUGGAAAGCCGUCAGCAAAAUGUGAACCUGUUGUAAAAGUGCUUUUGGGAGUUGUUUGGAAAGAAUGAUUAACACAAUACAUGAUUACAAAAAUGCAAUUGAUUUAAAAAUAUUUGCUUAACCACUGGUGAGUAAGUUAAAAUAAAUGAUUGGAUUAGCCCUGAGAUGGUGAUAAUAUGAAUGAGUUGAAUAUAGGAUGAACUGAAUUUAUUAAAGUAACAGCAAUAUUUUACCGCAGAAUAAAAGGUAUUUGUGUAAAUUGGGAGAAACCCAAAUCCCAUUACUUAAAUGCAGCACUGUACUUGAAUUGUUGCCAGAAACCAAUCUCUUAAAUCAUUCUGAAUUUUAUCUACUUGAUUUUUAUAAAUUCGUGCUGUUAAGGUACUUUGUUUAUUUUAAAAAUAAAAAUAAUCCAAGGAAUAAAACCCAGCAAGAGCAUACAAAUUUUAUUAAGGAGGUCAAUAGCUUUUAUACCAAAUUAAGUUGUUUUAUUAUACAUGGAAGAUACACAUGCAACUGGGGCUAUUUCAACAUAGAGUGAACUUUCUUAACUGUAUAGAGCUCCAUAUUGAAAAUGCAGUUUCUUUAAUUUCAUGGUUUGCAAAUCUGGUUUUGUAACUGCUCAUUUUGUAUCUUGAGAUUUGGUGUUUGAAACUUAAUUCCGUUUUUUUAAAUAUUUCUAAGUUAUGAAGUUUGGUACAUAGUUAUAAUUACAUGUUUUGUUUAGGACUUUUUAAUAAGAAGAUAGAAAAUCCAAUUCAAUAACUUUUGUAUAGGACUCUUUCUGAAUUUCGGGCUUGGAUUUCAAGUGUGGGCUACCUAUACUAAGUUUUGAGACUGGGUGCUUGUGUCUGGCCUUUUGAGUGGAGCUGGUAUUUUUUGUCUUUGAACAUGGCAAGGGAAUUUAUCAACAAUUGAUAAAUGUUUUUAAAAAAGAUAACACUUGUGCUUUGCAUUUUGCUCUUGCCUCCUAUCCAGUUAACUGGUGUUUUAGUUUGAGUUCUUGCUGCAAUUUAAGACUUCAGCUGUCAUUUUUAUGUUUAAAACAAAACUGCAAAAUCAACGUCUUCCUGUUUACUAUACUGAAUGUGUCCAAUGAAAGCAGGUUUUCUUUUAUGCAAUUGGGACUCAUUAUAAAACAUGCUUCUUGUCCAUUUGCACUUGUAGAUUUCAAAUGUUAGCUCUUAGCUUGUUUGGAGUAGUUGUGGUUAUAUGUAAGACACUAAUUUUUGCAUGCAUUGUAAAGGGCUCUAACUCGAAUUGGCUAAGAAACCUGGGAAGAAAGAACCUUGCAUCAUUGCAUCUGCUAGCAAAAAAAUAUAGGAUCUCUGGAUGCCCAGCCUAUUGUUGAAUGCACACAUUUUAAGUGUAUUUUACAUAUUUGAAAAUUUGACUUUUAUUUUUAAACCUCACUUUUAAGGAUGCAAUGACCAAAUACAGAAACCAUAUUGAAACAUGGAUAUUACCCCUAAAAGAUAAUAAACCUAAAUAGCUGAGA